CUCCUUUCUAUAGAACCAUCCCAGUGCUCCACCAGCCAUCCCUCAACCGCCUCUUCUUCCUGCAGAAGAGGAGUUGCCAAUGAUCCGUCGGCCAGAGGAACCGUCGCGGAGGCAAACCACUCCUCCGAUUUUGCCUUCGCCUGCUCCGCAACCAUCACAGGAACCUGAUGCGGUCGCGGCACUGCCCGACCAACUUGUCGCCUUCCCCGACCAAGUCGCGGAACUACCUGACCCAGUCGAGGCACUACCCGACCCCGCUGCUGUAUUGCCUUUGCAGCCAGCCGCUCAGCCCGUGGGUGAGGUUCCUCUUGUCGCUCCUCAACCAGUCCAACCGAUCCCGCCGCCUCACGACAUAGAGGAGAUUUCUUCCUCGAAGUCGCGCGAAGCUUCAGUCAAUUUUGCCCCAAGGGGUUCGGUUAGUAUUAUUUCUCCUCUGCUUUCUGACUUUCAUCCCGUUCCGUAG
Andrographis paniculata is the source of this 463-nucleotide messenger RNA. RefSeq lists its product as uncharacterized. The transcript has 2 exons. Bases 80 to 463 code for a protein of 127 amino acids. The record is from RefSeq and is a predicted model, not a curated record. NCBI's taxonomy places the organism in Eukaryota, Viridiplantae, Streptophyta, Magnoliopsida, Lamiales, Acanthaceae.